This is a messenger RNA of Magallana angulata, 939 nucleotides long. Its product is annotated as talin-1-like. Gene Ontology annotation, cellular component: plasma membrane; focal adhesion. NCBI's taxonomy places the organism in Eukaryota, Metazoa, Mollusca, Bivalvia, Ostreida, Ostreidae. Gene Ontology annotation, molecular function: actin filament binding; integrin binding. The record is from RefSeq and is a predicted model, not a curated record. Gene Ontology annotation, biological process: cell-cell adhesion. The transcript has 4 exons. Bases 102 to 548 code for a protein of 148 amino acids.
UGAACCGCUCCAUCCGCGACCUGGACCACGCCUCACUGGCUGCCAUCAGUCAGAGUCUACAGCAACGGACCGAGAAAUCCCUCAGGGGAUUCAAAGAACAGAUGAUUGGGAGUGCAAGAGAAAUCCAUGACCUUUGUUCCAAACAACAGACCCACAUCCUGGACCUGACUAAGACCGUGGCCGAGUCGGCACUUCAGUUCAUGUACUCCUGUAAGGAAGGGGGAGGCAACCCUAAGGCCCCUAAGCACACCCAUGAUAACAUUGACACAGCAGCAGACAACACAAUGGACGUCGUACAGGACCUGUUACAGUCUCUGGAGGAGGCCGCCUCACAGGCCGGCGUAGUCAACAGUAUGAUAGAGAAACUCACCAAAUCAAUCACUAAGACGGACAAGCAGGUAAUGGUGAGGGAGGGGAUGUCCUUCGUGGAGUACCAGUCCAACAUGGUCAGUCUGGCCAAGAAGAUCGCCAUGACGACGCAGGAGAUGGUGGGCAAGGCGGGGGUGAACCCGGGCGACCUCGGGCGACUGGCCAAUCAGCUGACAUGAGACUACGAUAUGUUGGCCAGUAACUCCGCAAAUGCCGCAGCAACCUCCAACAGUCAGGAUGUAAGUGGAGUCACAAGUCUGUUACAAUGUCUGGUGAUUCCUAGUUUAUUGGUUUAUCCGUUAUUCUAAAACUGUUUUGUGGACAAAUUUGGAUGGAUAUUGUGUGCUGUGUGUACUGUUAAGUCAAGAAUAUGGUUAUCUGCAUGAACAAGUGUUUAUUUGGUUUUAUUUUUAUUACCGAUAAUUCCAAUGGAGUUACAGAAGUCAAUUAAUUACUGGUCAUCAAGGGACUUUGUGUUCUGUAGGUGAAUAUAAUAUGUUUUACCUAUCUAAGCUCCUGAAAUUUCUGGUAUCUUUCGGUGCUAGGACGGGGAUGUCCAUUACAAUUGAA